AUGCGGAUCAGCCAGCGAAAAUACGCUGAAAUCUAUGAGGUUUUAUCGUUGACUUUGGUGAUAUUUGCCGCCUUCUUCGUGAUCUCAAAUAUCGCAAAGUUAAAAUUACCCGUCGUCAGCAAUGUUUACCUGGAUGAUCGGACACAGACCUUUUGGGUCAAUUUUCUAUAUAACAAUACGACCGUCAUGAUCCAAUUUAUAUCGAUUAUAACAAAUCCGAUAGCCAUAUAUUUAACGGCGAUAAAUCGUAAAAUUGUAUGGCCCGUUCGGCUUCUCCUCAUCUCCGAGGCGUUCGGCCGCUUCAUGAUGUCGUUGAGCCAGAUGUUUUUGUUUGGCGGAAUUGUUUUGGUCAACUUCUGCACGGCCACCGGUCUGACCUCGUUGAUCCCGAUUUUUGUGCAAGUACUCUUCUUCGGGUCAACGCUGUGGGAGAAUCUGAUGACGCUAUCCACUGGGAUCCGUCUGGCACAAUAUUUUGUGUCGUUGGGCCGCUUCAUCGCCCUCUCAUUCAACGGCCGAUAUUUCCCUUACGCCCUCAAGUUUCCCUACGCCCAGCUGAUCCUACCGUACACCUUAUCCCUAUUCCUCCGACUCGCUCGAGUUUUCCACAUUGAUCUGGGCUCGUUUCCUGAUUACCUUGAAGAUAUACUACUCUCAAAAGCGGCAUCAAUGGACUUUUUUGCUUACAGGAAGCUGAAAACGCACUCCUUUUGCGGCUUC
Molecule: messenger RNA, 720 nt
Organism: Mesorhabditis spiculigera
Lineage: Eukaryota; Metazoa; Nematoda; Chromadorea; Rhabditida; Rhabditidae
Source: the annotation of a GenBank genome assembly